UGUGACUCCGGUGAGCGGGAUCGGGCCGGUCGCGUUUCGGUCCUCGUCAAUCCGACUCCCGAAGAUGACUGCGAGGAAGUCCGGCUCCCGGCUGGAGACCGAGAUAGAGCGAUGCCGGUCAGAAGGGCUGUGGGAUAAGAUACCGGAGUUGGUGCGACAGCUCUCGGCCAAACUAAUAUCAAACGAUGACCUUGGAGAGCUGUUGCUGGGGGAGUGUAAACUCCAGACAUAUCUGAAGGAGAACCCCAUCAAACCGGGAGCCAGCCCUAGGGGACCACGGCCUAAACUGGUUGAGGUCAGGAAGCAUCUCACUGCUGCCCUGGACAGAGGAAACCUCAAGGCUGACUACCUCCAGGAAGCCAGUUUGCUGAUGGCAAAACUCUGCUAUGUGGAGGGGGACUACAGAGAUGCCCUAGGUCACUACAGCAAAGUCAACCUGGAUGAAUUACAGCUGCAGGGAGCUCCUGUCUACAGACUGUCAAUAAUAGCUGAAGCCUAUGCUACUAAAGGAUUGUGCCUAGAGAAAGUCCCGGACGCCUCCCCGUCUUUGUCUAAUAAGAAUGCAGCUUCUCCCUCGAUGGCCAAUAGGGGUGUGUGGGAGCGGGACCAGGAGAUCAUCACCUGCUAUGAGAAGUCUGGUGACAUCGCUUUACUCUACCUGCAGGAGGUGGAGAAGGCUUUGUCUGCGGGGAUGCAAAAUCGCAGUCCAAAGCCCGGCCCCACGGCUCAGGACCAAGAGCUGGGCUACUUCCUGAUGGGCCUGCAAAGAGCACAUGUCAUUCACUUCAAAAAUGGCAACCUGACACGGGGCGUGGGCCGAUUCCGAGAGAUUCUACGCGCCGUGGAGACCAGAACCACCCAGAAUCUCCGCAUGACCAUAGCCAGGCAGUUGGCCGAGAUCUUGCUCAGGGGGAUGUGUGAACAGAGUUACUGGUCUCCUCUGGAAGACCCACCCACUGUGUCUCCUGACGAUCCCACACGACAAGGACAUACUCAAACCAAGAACUACAACCUCAGCCGACGCCCAAGAGUCUACUCUGGAGAGAAUCUGUUUUGUCCACAGGAGAAUACAGAGGAGGCCCUGCUGUUGCUGCUCAUCAGUGAAUCCAUGGCGAACCGUGACGCUGUGCUGAGCAGGAUACCAGAACAUAACAAUGAUCGUAUCAUCAGCCUCCAGUCCGCCUCUGUGGUGUACGACCUACUGACCAUAGCUCUGGGGAGGAGGGGGCAGUAUGAGAUGCUGUCUGAGUGCUUAGAGCGGGCCAUGAAGUUCGCCUUUGAGGAGUUCCACCUGUGGUACCAGCUCGCCCUGUCGCUGAUGGCGGCAGGGAAGUCAGCUCGGGCAGUUAAAGUCCUGAAGGAGUGCAUUCGACUGAAACCAGAUGACCCCACCAUCCCGCUUCUGGCAGUAAAGCUUUGUAUCGGACCUCUGCACUGGUUGGACGAGGGGGAAUGUUUUGCUAAGAUGGUGAUAGACAUGGGAGAGAAGGCAGCAGAGUUCAGAGCCAAAGGAUACCUGGCGAUCGGCCUGGUCUACAGCCUCAAGGCUACUGACGCGCCCUUACGAGGCACACAGGAAGAGUACCAGAGGAAAGCUUUGGGAGCCUUUCAGAGAGCUCAGAGUCUGUCUCCUACUGACCAUUUAGCAGCAUUUUACUUGGCACUGCAGCUGGCUGUGUCCAGACAGAUCCCUGAGGCGCUGGGCUAUGUCCGCCAAGCCCUGCAGCUCCAAGGAGACGACGUCCAUUCCUUGCAUCUGCUGGCCCUCCUGCUCUCCGCACAGAAACACUACCACGACGCCCUCAACAUCAUAGAGAUGGCCCUGUCAGAGUACCCCGAGAACUUUAAUUUAUUAUAUACCAAGGUGAAGCUGGAGAGUCUGUGUCGGGGACCAGAGGAGGCACUGCUCACCUGUAAACACAUGCUGCAAAUCUGGAAGAGCUUUUAUAACUUGACCAACCCCAGUGAUUCGGGGCGUGGCAGCAGUCUGUUAGAUCGAGCCAUAGCAGACAGACGACAGCUCAACGCCAUGACCCUGCCUGACUUCAGCGACCCAGAGACUGGUUCAGUUCAUGCCACGUCCAUAGCAGCCAGUCGUGUAGAGCAGGCUCUAUCAGAGGUGGCUUCCUCCCUACAAAGCAGUGCCCCCAAACAUGGCCCCCUGCACCCCUGGAUGACCCUGGCUCAGAUCUGGCUGCAUGCAGCUGAGGUGUACAUCAGCAUGUCCAAGCCCGCUGAGGCCACGGCGUGCACGCAGGAAGCCGCCAAUCUCUUCCCCACGUCCCAUAAUGUGUUGUACAUGAGAGGCCAGGUGGCAGAGCUCCGGGGCAACAUAGAUGAGGCCAAACGCUGGUAUGAGGAGGCCCUGUCCAUCAGCCCCACACAUGUCAAAACCAUGCAAAGACUGGGACUGAUUCUGCACCAGCUGCAGCGGUACAGUCUUUCAGAGAAGGUUUUGAGAGAUGCCGUGCAGGUCAACAGCACCGCCCACGAUGUGUGGAACAGCCUUGGGGAGGUGCUGCAGGCUCAGGGCAACGCCACGGCCGCCACAGAGUGUUUCCUCACCGCCCUGGAGCUGGAGGCCAGCAGCCCCAUCCUGCCGUUCACUAUCAUACCCAGAGCACUAUGAAGAGGACAUGCAACACAUAUAUAUAUAUAUAUAUAUAUAUAUAUAUAUAUAUAUAUAUAUAUAUACACACAUACACACACACACACGCACACUUACAUAUACAUACACACAUAUACAUGCAUACACACAUGCACCUAAACACUUUAACUAUUGUAGCCAGGGUUGACGUGCAGAAGACAGGUAUAUAGACUGUAGCCACAAGCAACACAUACAUACUAUGUAUAAAACUCAUGUGCACAUGCUGCUCAUACUCGCACUCUCUGACACACACAUACACACUUGUACUGCCAUACCUUCUGAAACACAACUGAACAUGAUAAACCAAUGCUAACGGCAUGUAAAAAGCUUUGCAUACAGUUCAGACACACAUGCCUAUUCCGUGUUACCCAACAAUGGGACUGUUGCCAUAACAACACUGAUGCCCCAUCCAGAAUUCCCACAGUGCUUUGGCCGUGACCCUUGACCUCCGAUUACAUUGCAGCUGAUGUCAUUUUGGAGAUUAGCCCCCAGCAUGCCUGUUACAGCUACCUUUCCGCAGGGUGUGUGCGUGUCUGUCUGUGAGACAACAUGUAGCUUAUGUACAUUAUUAUGCACUUUUUCAGUGUGCCUGUUUCCGUGUCUGCGCAUGUGCCGCCGUGUGUAUGUGUGUGCUAACAUUAUGCCUGUGUAUAUUUGGACAUGAUUUGUACAUACGUGUAUGUGGUAUGUUAUUUUGUUACCUUGCUUUCUGUAAAGAUGAACAAGAGAUUAUGACCCAAGUUCCUACUCGUACUGUCAAUCCAAAACCCAAGUUUACAUGUUGUUGAACUGUUACCAGUUCAUAGAAAUACAGUCUUCUCUGUUUUCUGUCCCCUUCUUUUCCUCCGAUACAGCCUCUUUUUCUCUGCUCCCCAACUCACACCGCCUUUCGCUACAUACUCCUCUUUCACACACACGGGGGCGGGGGGUAGAUUUUCUAGUUUACUUGAAAACUGAAAACAUCACUGGUUAUCUCCUCAUGCUCUUACACAUACACACCCUUCCUCUCACAUAAUAGACACACACUGCUGUCUGUGUAAAUGACCUUCAGUUACUGUAAGCAGGAUUUCUCACACCAAAUCUCUGAGAAUCUGCUGGAGUUCAGACGGGCGUCGCCAACCGAUCACCGAGAUACCAAAACAUUCACGAGGUCUAAAUGCCAAAACCCAGGCUGUGUUUACACCGGCACAGAAAAUCUGGUCCGCAAAUUGUACCGUUCAUUGAACAGCGGAUAAAUGUUCUUAUAAUCUUUUAAUUUUUAUUUAUUUUUUAUUGUGAAGAGUCCCCCAGCAGGGUUUAAGUUGAUCUUUUUGAAAAAGAUGCCUGCAAACAUACCCAGGAUCCUUUUUGUAGUGAUCCAACAUUUGUCUCGUAAGUUGAAUCAGAUUUAUUGUGUAUAAACUUUGCGGAAGGCAUCAUUGGUUUCCAGUUGCCAGACAUAUUUGCAGUCAAGAUGGGUAGAAAAACACAAAAAUACCCCAUUUUCUAUAGUGUGUAAACGCAACCCCAGUGUGUUUGGAUUGGUUUGUGUCCUGUCAAACUAUACAACCAGAUGAAUAUUUGCUUUUUUUGUUUGUUUUUUAACAUGAAUUUUGAUUUAUAAAUACAGAUGAUUAUUGUUGAUAUGUAUUUGAUAGUUCUAUGUGGAUUAUUGUUAUUUUAGAAAGUAAAUGAUAAUUUUAUCUUCUGGAGAACAAUGUUGGCGAGAUGCUGUUUGAGGAAUCAGAGGAUGAACUGAUUUGAUUGGUUGAAACCAUCUAGAUAGGCGGGAGGUAGAGGAUUCCUUUCCCGGGACCAAGGAACUGUAGUUAUGGGAAAGUGAGAAGAA
This is a messenger RNA of Lampris incognitus (smalleye Pacific opah), 4475 nucleotides long. It is a transcript of the gene ttc7b, whose product is annotated as tetratricopeptide repeat domain 7B. Lineage: Eukaryota; Metazoa; Chordata; Actinopteri; Lampriformes; Lampridae. Gene Ontology annotation, molecular function: protein binding. Gene Ontology annotation, cellular component: plasma membrane. Gene Ontology annotation, biological process: protein localization to plasma membrane; phosphatidylinositol phosphate biosynthetic process. The record is from RefSeq and is a predicted model, not a curated record.